Mya arenaria is the source of this 4242-nucleotide messenger RNA. Its product is annotated as polyunsaturated fatty acid 5-lipoxygenase-like. Gene Ontology annotation, molecular function: metal ion binding; oxidoreductase activity, acting on single donors with incorporation of molecular oxygen, incorporation of two atoms of oxygen; protein binding. The transcript is spliced from 6 exons. Gene Ontology annotation, biological process: lipid oxidation. The record is from RefSeq and is a predicted model, not a curated record. Bases 93 to 2075 code for a protein of 660 amino acids. NCBI's taxonomy places the organism in Eukaryota, Metazoa, Mollusca, Bivalvia, Myida, Myidae.
CAAGAUUAUGCGUCACUGUAUAACUAACGCACGCUAUCCUUCAAAUUUCGUCAAUCUGUUAUGUCCUUUACGGAACUUGAUUAGUGUGAGAAAUGUACGAAUACCGGAUAACAGUGAAGACGGGUGAUCGACCACGAGCGGGUACCAACGGCAACGUUUAUGUUGUCCUAUACGGCGAAGAAGACCUGGUGACCCCUCCUACAAAGCUUGAUGCUUUUUUUCAUGACGACUUCGAGCGCGGACAGACGGACGUUUUCAACUUGAAAAAUAUACAGUUUGAUAAAGUGUCGGUGCUGGAGCUAUGGAGGGACGACGCAGGGUGGUAUACGGAAUGGAACAUUGAUACGAUCACGAUUGAAAACCUUUCGGGAGGAUGGGAAGCCGUGUUCCCAGUGUUCCGUUGGAUAAAGUCGAAUGUCCACUACAAAUUCAGACCAUAUGACACCUGCCUCCCCAAGGACGACAUGUUUCCAGAACAACGCACUCGAGAACUUGAGGAGAAGCGGACGUUGUAUAAAUACUCGCAGCUGGAACCAGGAUUUCCAGUACAAGCGCCUGAAAUCCCCCUAGAUGAAGAGUUUUCAUUCAGUUACCAAUGGGACAUUACUAAGAAGAAGUUGAUUCUCAUGGGGACCAGUAAGUUGAAGACGCUGUUUCGCGGUGACUGGGAGUCGGUGGAAGACGUCGAGAGCAUCUAUGAUGAUAACAUGUUCCCGCGUCCAUCCGACUGCACAAGAUGGCUCAGUGACGAGAAAUUUGGACAGCAACGUUUUGACGGUUUGAACAGCAUGGUCAUUCUUCUGUGUUCGGUGCUGCCUCCGAAGAUGGCCGUUGAUGACGAAAUGAUGCGUCCCUUUUUGCAGGGCCUUUCUCUUGAGGAUGCGAUAAAGUCAAAGCGAACCUUUGUGGUUGAUCAUAGCAUCAUGGAUGGAGUGACCACUCGCCCUGGGGUUUUCUCUUGUGCUCCUAUUGCGCUCUUCUUUCGUCGGGAUGACGGCAAGAUAGUGCCUAUAGCAAUCCAACUGUUUCAGCACCUGGCGCCCGACAAUCCUGUGUUCUUGCCGUCAGACCCCAAAUACACAUGGAUCUUGGCGAAAAUGUGGUUUAACUGCGCGGACGCACAAGUUCAUCAAUGGAUCGCUCAUCUUGGCUUCACCCAUAUCAUCAUGGAAGGCUUCGUUAUCGCCACUCACCGUCAUCUAUCUCAGUCGCAUCCCAUAUUUAAACUGCUGGCUCCGCACUUUUUGUACCUGAUUGCCAUAAACCACCGCGCUGUAGAGACGCUAAUGAACCCUGGCGGCCAUAUUGACAACACUCUCAGUGUGGGCAAAGACGGUGGGGUCCAGUUAAUCGGCCGCCACCGUUCAUUAUGGCGUUUAGACGUAGCCGGUACCCUUCCAGCCGAUCUUAGGACCCGCGGAGUGGAAGACCAAGAGAUAGUUCCUGACUACCCUUGCCGAGAUGACGCCUUGCUCUCUUACAACGCCAUAAGGUCGUACGUAACGAAGUACGUACAUCUCUACUAUGCCUCCGACGAGGUGCUUAUUAAUGAUCCAGAAAUUCAGUCGUGGCGCCGCGACCUUGAUCUCCCAAUGGAGGCUGGAGGCCUUGGAAUCAUAGGAGUCCCCGGAAGUGAUGGAAAGUUUACUACACGUGAUCAAUUUAUCACGGUUCUGACAAGCAUUAUAUACACAUGUAGUGUUGGUCACGCAUCUGUGAAUUUCAAACAAUAUGACGAAUAUGCAUUUCCUAUGAACUACCCGUCAUGGCUGAAGGGUGAUCCUCCGAAGGACAAAUCUGCAAAGACAGAAAGGGAUAUUUUAGACGCCAUCCAUUCACGAAAGGCUCAAAUGAAAGUGAUGUUGGUUUCAAAGAUUUUGAGUGAACGCAGUACAAGGCCGCUUGGGGAUUUCGCGAUCGACUACGUUUACGAUCCUCCUGCGGUACAAAUACAGAAGGAAUUUCGCGAGCAGCUCAAGAAUAUCAGUGACGUCAUCAAGCGCCGAAACGAGACUAGGGAAUGUCCAUAUCCCUAUUUGGACCCGGCGGAAAUUCCAAACUCUAUAAGCAUUUAAGAUCAAACGUUAAUGGACAGUGACACUAUCAUUUGUAACAGGAAAACGACAAUACUCUCACAUUCUUAUAAUAUUGUAUCGUACAUUUUUAAAUUAGCACUAUGUUUUCCCGUAGAUAUACUUAAUCCGACUAACAAUUCACGCAACAAGCGAUGCAUUUAAAUAAUUCUUUCUUGUUUGUUAUCAUCUUUAAUUCAGUGGAUCAUAAUGUAUACACUGCACAUACGAAUAGCAAACGUAUGUAUUUUAUGUAUAAAACACGUUGAAAUCAAGCAACGCAUUAUGUGCGUUUCGUUGAUAUUGAUAUUUGUGAAACAUACAAUGGAAACUUGUUUGUUUUAGUUAACAUUUGGAUUGUACUUCACCUAGUAAGCACCAAAAGCCAUAUUUUACGAGUGCCGUAGCCACGAGUUAUAUAUUUAUUUACUUUGUUUUAUGAUGUCAAAUAUAUAUUGCGAUAUUAAUUAGUACAUUAUUUAAUGAAAGUACAUAAAUUGACACUCAAUUGUAGUAUUUAAAAAAGCACGCCAAUUUGUAUGCGGACCUAACGCCAUUUCGUAAAUGACAUCGUUGAAAUUGUGUCCCAGCCAUGUGCGCAAUGACUUUUGAUUUGGAAGUGAGAGUCGGCUAAAUUUCCAAACAGAAACUAUUAUUAAAUUGUUAUUUCACUUUUUGAAACAGCGCAUCGAAUUGGUUGAUAUGUCGUUACAGUUCUUUUAUUAAAUGUCUCAGAUUUUAACGCAAUCUUAUUAAGAAUAAAAAAUCAUUUCGGGGUAAUUGAUGCUAUCUUAAAUGCAAUAGAUAGCUCAUACUAUGGCAUUCAAUAUUGCGUAAAUCCCCCAUAAAUGAAUGCUUACAUUUUUUAUUGUCGCUGCUCAUCAAAAUGAACGCAUGACAGAUAAACUGUUAAAACAAGGAUUUAGAUAUCAGAAAUUGAGGAAAACCUUUUUUAAGUUCUUUAUUUAGCAUUACGACAUACUCUCUAAAUACAGAUUUUACAGUCUUAUAUCUCUGAUUGUUAACGCUAUUACUCAUCCGAAUUUCUAUGGCGACAUUCUCAAAAAGCUUCGUAAAUUUAAAAUGCUUCCUCUAAUUGGACUUACUGAUCCACUUAAUGACCUUUUAUAUACUAAUUUGAAUCGCGGGUAUAAUGGUACUAUUUCACAUGAUACAUGUCUUCUGGUAUUUGAAUAAGAUUUUCUUGAAGACAUCAUUCAUGUUGAUCUCAACUCCUUGCAACGACAUUAAUUGACCAGCAUUUAUAACACUUAUGACAUUUUGUUUUAAGUUCCACAAGUUUGAAUUUAGCUUCAACUGACCUUUACUUCAUUUACCUUUUUCCGAUAUUAUAAUAAUGCUCAAUACCGUUUCCGAUCGAGGUGAGCGUUGCAAUCCGCGAAUGGUUUCCUUGAAGAUUGAAAGUUAUCUUUAAGCUUAUAUAUUUCGAUUUAGUAAAUAAUGAUUAAUGAUGGUACAAGUGUGAGGUAAUGGCCAUGCUAACUAGUUUAAGCCCCGAUAGACCUGAGUUCCAGUGAACUCUUGUUUCACCGACCGUUCAAAGGCGAUAAUCCCAUCACUUAACGGUUAAGCAAUUUUGAUGCGGUUAUGGUCUAUUUGCGGUGUUUGUAUUUAUGUAUGUGAUGUUAAUAUGUUGGUUUCCGUAGUUCAUUGUCGUUUGGGCCCUUGCAUUGGGCCCCUAAACAGGGUUUAUUUUUGAACUUUUGACUACUUGGCAUGCCCCUGUAUUUUCCUUUGUAUUAUUGUCUAUUUUUUUCGAAUCUUUCCGACACCGUAUUGAUGACGAAAUUAUUUGGAGAGCAUCUUCUAAGCAAACAUUAUGUUAAACAUGGAUGCAAUAUGUCGUUUUUCGGACGUCCCGUAUCAAGACAUUUUUUUUUGUUUUUGUAUGUUUAUACAUCGAAAGAAACAUUGAACAGGUUGAUAUAUCAUAAUAGUUUUUUUUUAUAAUAUGCCUCAUUUGAUUAGUUCCGGAUUUACACGCACUCUUUUUUAAUGAUCAAAUUUCAUUUCGGGGUCAUUUAUGAUAUCCUGAAUGAUAUAUGUCAAACUAGGGUAUUACAGAUCGCUUGCAUGUGCCCCCAAAAUGAAUUUCAAUCCUAGUGUUUACAUUUCGAAUUCUUUCUUUCUUCAGAAAUAAAGUAAAACU